GGGCAGGCUGGUCUAGAACCACUUCACUGAGUAACUUGUUGCUCACCCCUCCAUUUCCAUUUUUCCUGUGCGCAGGACUGUAAGUAGAAGUAUAUGGAUGUGGGUAUGACGGUAUUUCAAAGAAGGUUAUGCGCUCGUCUCUCGGGACCAGUAACGGGACACGUAGGGUUGUCUAGAUGAGUAGACACGUGUCCAUAACGCCCCUUCGAUAACCCCGGUCGGACUCCGGGGAAUCGGGCUGUUACAAGAUACGUGCUUGGUUUAAAAUGGCUAGUGGCAACCCCUGGCGAUGAAGUGAUCGAGUGUCGCCUAGCGCCAUGGCGACCAGAAGCGAGCGCCAUGUGUAUGCUCUGACAAAAAGUAAUCAAAGCCCUAUAUACUAAUGUUAAAAGCUCUAUGCACUCAUGUUACGAUCUAAUAGCUUUAUAGAAACUUAUUUUAAAAACCAAAAACACCAAAUCCACUAGAAUUAAUCUAAAAGUUCAAAACACCAUUACAUAUUUUUAAUCCUAAAUAGCACGAGCACCAACUUAAUAUCAAAACAACAACUGAAAUUAACAAAUCAAAAACCGGGCUGGCGAUCUAUUUCCCCACCGGAACUAUGGUGUCGUACUAUUUCUCCAUCAAACUAUUGCCUCGUUUCAUUUCCCCACCAAACGAAAGUUAAAUAUCUAUAUACCCACCAUAUCAAAGAUAAAUAUCUCUUUCCCCACCCGACAAAAGUUAAACACUCAAAUCCACAUAAAACCAUGUUUAGUUGGUUAAUUAGUUUGGUUAAGACGGGUUAGUAAUACCGAAUCUCGACUUAACCGAACUUAAUUAUUUUUAACCCGACUUAACCAUCCUAAUCUAUCUAAACCCAAAAAAUCCCCAAAUCAAAAACCCAAGAACCCUAGAACGUGAAAUAGAGAGAGUGGGAGAGAAUUCCUGAGAGAAAACAACAGGAAAUCGAUUGAAUUCGUGUUUAACAUGUCUGUAGUACCUAUAAUCGGCGAAGGAGAGUUCGAAAUUGAUGAUGAAGAAGUUGAGCGAGAAGAGUUUGAACUCGACGAAUUGUUGCAAAAUUUCGGGAGUGAGCCGCCAAUUCAGCAUGACGUCUUGCCUGAGAGUGAUGAAGAUAAUGAGGAAGAAGAAAAUCCUGAAGCCCCACAGAGAAUGAGGACGCAUAUACGCCGUGGUGAUGGGCAUUUGUACCGAGACCAGACAUUCUUCAAUGGUGUGGCUUUCAAAGACAGAGUCCUCGAUUAUGCUCUUAGGACUCGCUGCAAUAUCAGACAAUACAGGUAUGAUAAGGAUAAGCUUGGUUUCGAAUGUGCUGGUCAUGGUGAGAAUGAUGAAGCUUGUGGCUGGAAAAUUUAUGCUUCGAUCCUGCCGAAGGAUAAAAUUUGGAGAGUUAGGUUGUUUGUAGAUAACCACACAUGUGAGGUUAAUGGAGAGUGUGAGAUGGUGAAGGUCCCUGUGAUAGCUAGGUUGUUUGUGAACAAGAUCCGUGAAGAGCCGGCAUACUAUAUGCCUAUGAAGAUCGAGGAAUUGAUCAUGGCAAAUUGGUCUAUUAGUGUGUCUAGGCCUCAGUGUCAAGCUGGUAGGAAUAAAGCUUUGAAGUGGAUUAAGAGUGAACAUGAUCAACAGUUUGCACGCCUUAAAGAUUAUUCUGCCGAGAUAGUAGAAUCAAAUCCUGGUUCUUCUGUUGAAGUAGACACGUUCCAGAAUGAUGAAGGUCAAGAUGUCUUCAAUCGAAUCUAUAUUUGCUUUGACGCCCUCAGGAAUACUUGGAAGGAGAGUUGUAGGCCAUUGAUAGGACUUGAUGGUUGCUUCCUCAAAGAAAGAAUCAAGGGACAGUUAUUGGUUGCUUUAGGUAGAGAUGCAAACAAUGAAAUUUAUCCAAUAGCUUGGGCUGUUGUAAAGGUGGAAAAUAACGACAAUUGGCAAUGGUUUAUGCAAAAACUGAAGGUUGAUUUGGAUCUAAAGGAUGGUGACAAUUACAUUGCUGUCUCAGACCGUAGCCCGGUAAGUUUUUUGUUUUUUUUUGGUUGAAAUCACUGUUUCUUUAUGUUGUUGUUUGAUUAAGUUUGUGGUUCUGUUUCAGGGAUUGAUCAGAGCUAUUAAGAUAGAGUUGCCUAAGAUGGAGCAUCGGAAGUGUGUAAGACACAUCUACGGGAAUUUGAAGAAGAAACAUGGCAACAAAAAACAGAUGAAGUCUUACAUAUGGAGUGUAGCAUCGAGCUACAAUGAAGCAAAGUAUCAGCAAAACUUGGACAGGUGAAGUUGCUACGAUACAGGUGUGUAUACAGAUGUUAUGGCUACAAAUCCGAAGAGUUGGUGCCGAGCUUUCUUCAAGCUGGGAAAUUACUGCGAAGAUGUGGAGAACAACUCGACAGAGUCCUUUAACAGCUCCAUCAACAAGGCAAGAGAGAAGCCAUUUGUGCAUAUGCUCGAAACAAUAGCAAGACUUGCUAUGGUACGUAUAGCCACAAGAUCCAGAGAAUCUCAUGAACACCAAGGAAAAUGUACACCAUAUGUGCAGAGAGUUCUCACUAAGGCUCUUGUUGAUAAGCCCUUUAAAGACGGAGCCAACAAAUGUGUUAUUAGAAGAAGCGUUAAAGGCUACUUUGACUCAAGAUUGAAUGGCCAAACUCAUCGUGUCCAUUUGGAGAAAAGAACUUGUUCGUGCAGGAAGUUCGACAUCACUGGAAUUCCAUGUAAGCAUGCAUAUGGUGUGAUGCUGAAGUUAAAGGUUGAUCCGUCAGACUAUGUUUGUGAGUGGUUUCGCACGGCUAAGUGGAGAAGAAACUACACAGAUGGAAUUGUUCCAGUCAGGGGUUCUAUGUUUUGGCCCAAAACAGAUGCUCCUGAUGUACAUGCUCCACCUGUAGAGGAUGAACAAGGGGAAGAAACAGAGGGAGAACGAGGGAAAGAAACAGGGAAGAAGAAGAAGAAGCUCACCAAAGCGGAUAAGACAAGGAAAAGAGGUGUGAAUGAGUCACCAACCAAGAAGCUACCAAAAGCCAAGAAAAGGACUAUGCAUUGUGGCAUUUGUGGUAAGGCUAAUCACAACUCGAGGUGGCAUGCAAAGCAGGGCAAGCAUGAUGAUUCGGUACCGGUAAGCACAUCUCAAACUGCAGGUGAAGCCUCACAAGGAACUCUCACUCAAGCUAGUGUUUCUCAAGCUUGAAUGAUUUGAUAUGUAAUGGCAUCUAUUAUCUUUUGUUUUGAACUUAAUUUUCGACAGCUAUGUAAUGACAUAUAUCUUUGGUUUUGAACUUAAUGGUCUUGGAUCCAUGUAAUGUAAUGACAUUUAUCUAUCUUUAUUUUGCACUUCAUAUUAUCUUUGUUACUGCAACUAAAAGCUUGUAUAUUUUCUUUAAAAUCAUUGCAUUCUACUGAAUAAAAUAGGCUUAACAAUCAUCUUAAAAUAGACAAAGUCAUUGCAUUAAUAAAAUUGAAACCAUGUCAAAGUACACAAACCACAAUGAUCAAACACACAAAACA
Molecule: messenger RNA, 3489 nt
Organism: Brassica rapa (field mustard)
Lineage: Eukaryota; Viridiplantae; Streptophyta; Magnoliopsida; Brassicales; Brassicaceae
Molecular function (GO): zinc ion binding
Source: RefSeq, a predicted model, not a curated record